This is a messenger RNA of Sesamum indicum (sesame), 2409 nucleotides long. RefSeq names its product Major facilitator superfamily protein. Gene Ontology annotation, molecular function: transmembrane transporter activity. The record is from RefSeq and is a predicted model, not a curated record. Gene Ontology annotation, biological process: transmembrane transport. Gene Ontology annotation, cellular component: membrane. Lineage: Eukaryota; Viridiplantae; Streptophyta; Magnoliopsida; Lamiales; Pedaliaceae.
GGAAUUAUUUUUGCCUUUUUGCUUCGCUUUUGCACUUUUGGGGGAUGAACAGUCUCAUGAUGGUUAGCUGUCACUGGUUCUUGAAAAUGUAGAAAAAAACACUUUUUUUCUCGUACAGCUGACUCCCAAUACAUGUUAUAUUUCCCACAUCAUAUCUCAAACACACACACACACGCACUGGAUCGAUGGAAGUGAGAAGGAAUUUCCCUUCUCAUGAAGAUGGGGAUGGCGUCGAUCAACAAGAACAAAAUCCAAGAAAAGCAAAGGGUGGACUCAUAACUAUGCCUUUCAUCAUAGCAAAUGAGGCAUUUGAGAAGGUGGCAAGCUAUGGGUUGCAGCCAAACAUGAUAUUUUACCUGAUGAAUGAGUACAAAAUGGGAGUUACAGGAGCUACCAAUUUGAUUUUUUACUGGUCUGCAGCUACAAAUUUCAUGCCACUUGUGGGGGCUUUUCUUGCUGAUUCAUUUCUGGGCCGUUUCCUCACCAUUGGCUUUGGUUCCAUCGCCAGUCUUCUGGGGAUGGUUCAGCUAUGGCUAACUGCUAUGAUUUCGCGGGCGAGGCCUCCGCCUUGUGAUCAGUUCAGACAACACUGUAAACUUGCCUCACCGGCACAAUAUAGUCUUUUGUUAUCAUCGUUUGGCCUAAUGUCGAUUGGUGCUGGUGGCGUAAGGCCUUGCUCCUUGGCAUUUGGUGCAGACCAAUUGGACAAUAAAGAAAAUCUCAACAACGAUAGAGUACUGGAGAGCUUCUUUGGCUGGUAUUAUGCUUCAGCAUCUCUUUCAGUUUUGAUUGCUUUAACGGGUGUCGUUUAUAUUCAAGAUCACAUGGGAUGGAAAGUGGGGUUUGGAGUUCCUGCAAUCUUGAUGUUUUUCUCUACUCUGCUAUUCUUCGUCGCCUCUUCAUUAUACAUCAAGCAGAAUGCCAGCAAGAGCUUGUUUGCUGGUUUUCUACAGGUAGUUGUCGUUGCUUAUAAGAACAGACGACUUGCAUUUCCCCCACAUGACUUUAAUGGUUAUCAUCGUGAGAAGUGCUCAGAGUAUACAUCUCCAACUGAAAAACUAAGGUUCUUAAACAAGGCUUGCAUCAUCAGGAAUCCUCAAGAUGUAUCUCCUACCGGAGUAUCUGUGAACCGUUGGAACCUGUGCACUAUAGAGCAGGUAGAGGAGCUAAAAGCACUCAUCAAAGUCAUCCCAUUGUGGUCGACAGGGAUAAUGGUCGCAAUAAACAUAAGCCAGAGUUCAUUUCCCGCACUUCAAGCUAGUUCCAUGAAUAGACACAUUUCUUCCAGUUUUGAAAUUCCAGCAGGAUCAUUUGGGAUGUUCACAAUCAUCACUUUAACGAUAUGGGUCGUCUUAUAUGACCGUGUAAUCAUACCUUUGACUUCUAAAAUUGCUGGCAAGAAGAUCCAUCUUGGAGUAAGACUAAGAAUGGGAGUUGGGAUCUUCUUGUCUGGCUUGGCCAUGACGGUUUCAGGUAUUGUGGAGCACAUUCGUAGAAAGAAGGUAAUCGAGCAACGAUUAGCAGACAAUCCUCAUGCAGUGGUGAACAUGUCUGCCUUGUGGCUUGUGCCUCAGAACUGCCUGACUGGUUUAGCAGAGGCAUUCAACGCCAUAGCGCAAACGGAGUUUUACUACUCAGAGUUCCCAAAGAGCAUGUCGAGUAUUGCUUCCUCAUUGUUCGGAGUGGGAAUGGCCAUAGGAAACUUGUUGGCCAGUGUUGUGUUGAGCACUGUGGACAGUGCUACUAAAAAUGGAGGGAAUGAGAGUUGGGUUUCAAGCAAUAUUAACAAGGGCCACUAUGAUUUUUACUAUUGGCUUCUUGCAGCAAUGACUUUCAUCAACUUGAUCUAUUUUCUCUGUUGUAGCUGGAUAUAUGGACCUUGUGUCGAGAGAGUUGGGAAGAGUGGAGUAGAAGGGAAUGGUUUUGAGAUGGAGAAGUUGUCUGUACCAGGGACACCAUGUUAGGAUAUUGCAACAUGCUUCUUGAUUCAUCGUAUACUCAAAAAUGCAUUGUUGCAUGUGCAAAGUUAACCUUUUCAUUUGCAGAAGUCCGAAAAAACAACCUAAAAGUCUUGUAAGUAUGCCUAUCAUUCACAAGAUACGAACAAAAUAUCUCCUGUUUCUGUUCUUCAUGUGAAAAUAAAGCAGAGAACAUGUUAUCUAAGCCCACCAAGAAUAGGGAAAUGAGAAGCAAGAAUUCAGACCACAGUACUAAAGGAACCUCGUACAGUAUGGAUAGACAACAUCAAAUGCUCUUUCAUUUUCUGUGGCAAUUCUUUGUUUUAGUUAACAAAAGAAGAGGUCUAAAUUUGUUUACAUGGUCGUUCUCUUUAAGUCGACACUUUCCCAAAACGAAACAGGAGACAAGGGACACAAUCAAAUUACUCAUUGAAGACAGAACAAUAAUCUU